UGUAUCUGGGAAGGAGAGAAAAUGGCGGCGGAGCCGAGCAAGACCGAGAUUCAGACUCUUUUCAAGAGGCUCCGCGCGGUACCAACCAACAAGGCGUGCUUCGACUGCGGCGCCAAGAACCCGAGCUGGGCCAGCAUCACCUACGGCGUCUUCCUGUGCAUCGACUGCUCCGGGGUGCACCGCUCGCUGGGCGUCCACCUGAGCUUCAUCAGGUCCACAGAGUUGGAUUCCAACUGGAACUGGUUCCAGCUGAGGUGUAUGCAGGUCGGGGGCAAUGCCAAUGCGACGGCUUUCUUCCGCCAGCACGGCUGUACCACUAACGAUGCCAACAGCAAAUACAACAGCCGUGCAGCCCAGACAUAUCGGGAGAAGAUUCGGCAACUGGGGAGUGCUGCCCUUGCCAAGUAUGGCACGGAUCUUUGGAUAGAGAGUAUGAACAGUGCUUCUGGCCAUUCCCCAGAAAAGAAAGACUCUGAUUUCUUCACAGAACAUACCCAACCUUCAACCUGGGAUGUGCCAGCCUCUGAACCUCAAGUCCCUGAACAACCACUAUCCCAGCCUGUGGAGAGCAGUGUCCCCACACAACCGAAGCAGGGCCCCACAGCAGACCUGCUCAGCACUUCUCCCAAAACCUCCCUGGAAUUGAAAUCCUCAAUUAUUGGCAAGAAGAAGCCAGCAACAGCUAAGAAAGGGUUGGGUGCCAAGAAGGGGCUAGGCGCUCAGAAGGUGAGUAGCCAGAGCUUCAGCGAGAUUGAACGACAAGCCCAGGUGGCCGAGAAGCUUCGGGAGCAGCAGGCAGCCGAGGCUAAGAAGCAGGCUGAGGAGUCUGUGGUCAGUUCCAUGCGCCUGGCCUACCAGGAGUUGCAGAUUGACCGCAAGAAAGAAGAGAAGAAGCUACAGAGUAUGGAGGGGCAGAAGCGGGAGCAGGCAGAGCGCCUGGGCAUGGGCCUGGUGUCCCGAAGCUCUGUGUCCCACUCGGUGCUAUCGGAGAUGCAAGUGAUCGAGCAGGAAACGCCGGUGAAUGCCAAGUCCUCCCGGUCCCAGUUGGAUCUCUUUGAUGACACCGGGAGCUUUGCUUCUGGGCCCCCUAAGUAUAAGGAUAACCCCUUUUCUCUGGGAGAUGGCUUUGCUUCCCGUUGGGACUCAGAUGCCUCCUGGAGUAUGGACAGGAUGGAGGAGAAAGAGCCCGAGGUGACAAUCUCUAGUAUCCGGCCUAUUGCAGAAAGACCCACAAACCGGAGGGAGGUCGAGAGCCGGCCAUCGGCUGUGGAAUCCAACGAAGCCCGUCAGAAGUUUGCGGGAGCCAAAGCCAUCUCAUCAGACAUGUUCUUUGGGAGGGAAAUGGAUGCCGAGUAUGAAGCCCGUGCUCGGCUGCAGCAGCUUUCAGGUAGCAAUGCCAUCAGUUCUGCAGACCUCUUUGGGGAGACAGAUGGAGCCCCCGGAACAGCAGGGGUGUCUCUGGGGAAUGUGCUCCCUGCGGCAGACAUUGCCCAGUUCAAACAAGGAGUGAAGUCUGUGGCUGGGAAGAUGGCUGUCCUGGCCAACGGGGUGAUGAACUCUCUACAGGAUCGUUACGGCUCUUACUGACCCAGGGCCUGUGGUGGUGGCAGCAGCCGUGGCAGCAAGAGAAACCUGUGUUCCCUUGAGCAGGGAUGCUAGCCCCAUGGUAGUUGUGGGGGAGAUAUGUGAGUGUGUGUGUAUGUGUGUGUGUGGGUGCGUGUGUACAUGCGUGUUGGUGUGUGCACGCCAGCACCAGUGGGGUGGCCUUGGGAAUGCUGGGUGAAGGGAAUGGUCAAACACCAGCCCCCUUCUCCCUCCCUGCCCCUUCACCCCCAGCCCUUUCAAACCCUCACCUCCUGGGUGCUAGGUCAGUGUCCCCUCCUUCUUGCCCUCCCUCCCUUCAUCACAGCUGCUGCUCCCCCAUGACUCGCUGUGCUGGAGAGGGAGAGAAUUUUCUCAGUGUCUCCCAGAGCCAGGCUGAUGGCCAUUCUCCUCCCUGCCUCCCCCGCACCAAGAAAGGGAAGGUCAGAGGGUCUCAAGGCCUUUUUCUAAGACUGGGAUGCGUCCCUUUGGUUGGACUUCCUAUCCUCGAGACCAGAGGGACUAUUUGGCUAGAUCCCUUUUCAGUCUGGGCUCCAUGGUGAGGGAGGGAGGCUGGCUUGGACAGAGGCCCAGGCUAGCGCCAGCCUCUAAGAGAUGGGCUGCACCCAGGGGCGUGGGAGGGGAGAGACCUUGCUUUGAACUACAAGGGCUAAAAGUGCUCAGUUUGGAGCCAAAGUGGAGGCCCUUGUGAUUUCUCCUCUGCAUCCCCACCCCUAUUUGCACUAAUCACUUCUGCCUUCACAGUGGAGGGAGGCCAUGUCCCUUCCUCUCCCCUCCUUGGCUGAGGUGCGUCUGGGGCCAGGGGCUGAGGUUCUCUUGCUUCACCUCAGGGCCUGGGGUCUUGGCCAGGUGCUGUACUAUGUGCUUUGGAUGCCAUGAAGCCCCACAGCAUGGCUACUUCUUGGUCCCUUUUCACGGGUCUGAGCUGUGGUCCCAAAGUCUGGGGCACGUACAGCCUGGGUCCCCCUGAGCCCUCUGCCCACUGGCUAGAUGCUGCUGGGAGCAGUGAGAGAGCUGGGGAAGGGGAGCUGGCUCUUGGGUGAGCUGUGCUUUCCCCUUGGGGGCUGGGAGGCUAGGGUUCUCUGCCCAGCUGGCACUUAGCGGCAUGGAACGUGCCACUGCUCUGUGAUCACUGCCACUGCCCACAGAGGGCCGUGGAGCUGCUGAGCACCAUGGGACACACUCCUCUUUCCUUCCCACCUUUCCCCAAAGGGACAUGACUUGCUUUAUGGACUGUUUGUAUUAUUUGGAAAAAAGUGGUGUCAAUAAAGCCCAAGCUGGGCCCAGGGCCCCUCUUUGGUCUGAGCUGAAA
This is a messenger RNA of Trichosurus vulpecula (common brushtail), 2914 nucleotides long. RefSeq names its product ADP ribosylation factor GTPase activating protein 2 (gene ARFGAP2). Lineage: Eukaryota; Metazoa; Chordata; Mammalia; Diprotodontia; Phalangeridae. The record is from RefSeq and is a predicted model, not a curated record. The transcript is spliced from 16 exons. Gene Ontology annotation, molecular function: GTPase activator activity. The coding region runs from base 22 to 1587 and encodes 521 amino acids. Gene Ontology annotation, biological process: COPI coating of Golgi vesicle.